CAAAAAGCAGCAAUUUCGCUGGAAACUCUUCAGUCGUGAGUGAAAAGGGGUAAAAUCAUAACUUCAACAUCACGAUGGCGGCCGCAGACGUAGCAGUGUUAAAGAACGAUCUUACCCGCACGCUGAAGCAAUCGGGACACGUCGGUUUCGACAGUCUGCCGGAUCAACUGGUCAGCAAGAGCGUCCAGAAUGGGUUUCUCUUCAACAUCAUGUGCAUCGGCGAGACGGGCCUCGGUAAAUCGACGCUGAUGGACUCGCUGUUCAACACGUACUUCGAAUCUCAACCCAGUCCGCACACGCUGCCGAGUGUCAAGCUGAAGGCGCAUACCUACGAACUGCAGGAGAGCAUGGUCCGACUGAAGUUGACAAUAUGCGACACGGUCGGGUACGGAGAUCAGAUCAACAAGGACGAUUCGUUCAAGGCGGUCGUCGACUACAUCGAUCAGCAGUACGAGGCGUAUCUGCAGGAGGAACUGAAGAUCAAGCGAUCGCUAUCGGCGUACCACGACAGCCGCACGCACGUCUGCCUGUACUUCAUCUGCCCGACCGGCCACGGGCUGAAGUCGCUCGAUCUGGUCUGCAUGAAGAUGCUCGACUCGAAGGUAAACAUCAUCCCGAUCAUCGCGAAGGCGGACACCAUCUCCAAGACGGAGCUGUCAAAGUUUAAGGCCAAGAUCAACGAUGAGUUGCGCGCGAACGGGGUGCACAUCUACCAGUUCCCGACCGACGACGAGUCGGUGGCGGAGAACAACACUUCGAUGAACUCGCACAUCCCGUUUGCGGUCGUCGGCAGCACUGAUUUGGUGCGCGUCGGCAACAAGGUGGUCCGCGCCCGCCAGUACCCCUGGGGCACGGUGCAGGUGGAGAACGAGGCGCACUGUGACUUUGUGAAGCUGCGCGAAAUGCUGAUCCGCACCAACAUGGAAGAUAUGCGCGAGAAGACUCACACGCGCCACUACGAGCUGUACCGGCAGAAGCGCCUCGAGGAGAUGGGCUUCACCGAUGUGGACAGCGACAACAAGCCCGUCUCGUUCCAGCAGACGUUCGAAGCGAAGCGCAGCAACCAUCUGGCCGAGCUGCAGGCCAAGGAAGACGAAGUGCGCCAGAUGUUCGUGGUGCGCGUCAAGGAGAAAGAGGCCGAGUUGAAGGAGAGCGAGAAGGAUCUCCAUGCCAAAUUCGACAAGCUCAAGAAGGACCACGCGGAAGAUAAGCGCAAGCUGGAGGAAUCGCGCAAGAAACUCGAAGAAGAGUUUGUCGAGUUCAAUCGCCGCAAGUCACAGAUGGCGGCCUCUCAUCAUACGCUAACGCUGGGCAAAAGCAAAAAGAAAUGAAAUUUGUAAGUGCUGCAACAGGAACCUGCAUUGGCGGUGAGAGGUUCUUUGGGAAAACCAAAUUCUUCGGAACGCUCCGAAACUCUCGUAUUAUACCUUUUUUAUAACACUUUUGAUUAAUAUACUUUGGUCAACCAUAUGUCCACGGACGCGAAGAAAGUCAGAUUCUUCCUUUGUUGCUUAGAGAUCGGAAACAAACGGUUUAUUAACGGUGAUCGGCACGACUCAGUUUCCUAAUCUGCGAAGUACGGAUUUGGUUCUGACACAGCUUACAUUUUUACAUCAACACUCACCGUUCGGUUCGGGUGUUUUGUGCUCACUUCUCGAAAGCUAGGUUUUAUUAUUGCCUCUGGCAAGGGAAACAAUCAGCGGCACGAGCAUGUACAGUGCACACACAAAUGGUAGUUCAAACGAAUCGAGGAACAAAGUCACAGUGACGCAACUGUGGCAGCCAAAUUUUCGCACCUUUAUCGAAAGUAGUGAACGAUUAAUUUGCAAUGAAACCCACACUUCUCAAAGCGCGCAAACGACGAAAGGAAGUAAUCAUAGAUAGAUGAACUAAUCGAGUCGAAUAGCAACAGAUGAUCUGCAAUAAUCAUG
Messenger RNA from Anopheles cruzii, 1931 nucleotides. It is a transcript of the gene Septin2, whose product is annotated as septin-2. The transcript is spliced from 4 exons. Gene Ontology annotation, cellular component: cell division site; septin complex; septin ring. Gene Ontology annotation, molecular function: GTPase activity; GTP binding; molecular adaptor activity. The record is from RefSeq and is a predicted model, not a curated record. The coding region runs from base 75 to 1331 and encodes 418 amino acids. NCBI's taxonomy places the organism in Eukaryota, Metazoa, Arthropoda, Insecta, Diptera, Culicidae. Gene Ontology annotation, biological process: cytoskeleton-dependent cytokinesis.